Molecule: messenger RNA, 753 nt
Organism: Caenorhabditis bovis
Lineage: Eukaryota; Metazoa; Nematoda; Chromadorea; Rhabditida; Rhabditidae
Source: the annotation of a GenBank genome assembly
AUGAGUGGAGACGAAGGAGAUUUGAAGCGACAAGAUCCGCUGACCGCGUUGCCAAAAGAGUUGGCCGUUCAAGUGUUCUUGCGUCUGCCACUUCCGAGCCGAACGAGAGCCGAACGAGUGUCUCGUGCUUGGAGAGAAACCAUCAUGGAGGCAACCCGGAAUGAGACCAAACCUGUCUGGGUUUAUGUCAUCUUCAGAAAGAAUCAUUGCUCAGGACAUGAAAAGAUGACGGUGAACAUCAGCUUUGACGGACCCAUAUUUUGGAAGCGUCAAGUUGCUUAUAUCUAUUGCUGCUCUUGCCACUUUGACGAGCAUGAGGGUCCGUUGAUGGCAAUUUUGGAGAAAUUUGAGCAACGCGUCGAACGCGUUUGCCUUGUCGAUAAGCCGGUUGAUUAUCCAUUUUUGCCGGAUUCACUCUUCUCUUACAUGGCUAAGAAGAUGCCGAAAUUGCAAUUCAUCUAUUUGAGAGAGCUGAAUUUGGAAAAAAUCAACCGCGGAACGGUUGUUGAGUUGGCAAAUCAUGAAAAUUUAAAAAAGGUGAUAGUACAUUUGUGCCGAAAUUAUGAAGUUUUGGAGGAUUUCCGAAAUCUUCCGCAACUGCUGGUCGUCAAAGGAGAAAUUAUGGGAUUGAAGCAAAUGCUGGGAGAUUUCGAGGAAGAGAUUGCAAAAUCAACUGCAAGCAGCUCAGCUUCAUCAAGCGAGACAUCAGUCGCCGCUCCUACGUCUCCAGUUUCAGUCAGCAAUGGUUUAUAA